CCGGACCCACCCUUUCCUCUUCCCCCUACUCUAUAAGAACACCACCAGACCAAUCGCUUCAAUUCUAUCUCCGCUUCACCUCCCAGAGUCUUCAAAUUUAGCCUGCAGACUAAGAAUGGCACCGUACAGCAACGAUAGCUCAUCUGUUUAUCAAGGAGAAUCAAGCAGCCACAGCCAUUCGGUUUCGGUCCCGCCCCUGAUUGUAUCCUACAAUGAUCGCAUUCGUCCUCUCCUUGAUGCCGUGGAUAAGCUUCGUCAUCUCAUGAUCAUGAGAGAAGGCAUCCAACUGCCUACCAUAGUUGUUGUUGGUGAUCAAUCAUCAGGAAAGUCUAGUGUCCUCGAGUCGUUGGCCGGGAUCAGCCUACCUCGAGGUCAGGGCAUCUGCACCAGGGUUCCUCUAAUAAUGAGGCUCCAAAAUCACCCCAAUCCGGAACCCGAGCUCUUCUUGGAGUACAGCGGAAAAACGGUCCACACAGAUGAAUCCUUCAUUGCUGAAGACAUCAGUACAGCCACAGAGGAGAUUGCUGGCAGUGGCAAAGGGAUAUCAAAAACGCCACUGACUUUGAUUGUGAAGAAAAAUGGUGUUCCUGAUCUUACAAUGGUUGAUCUCCCUGGGAUUACAAGAGUGCCUGUUAAAGAUCAGCCUGAAGAUAUUUAUGACCAAAUCAAAGAUAUAAUCAUGGAGCAUAUUAAGCCAGAAGAGAGCAUCAUCUUGAAUGUCUUGUCUGCAACCGUUGAUUUUCCGACUUGUGAAUCGAUACGAAUGUCUCAGAGUGUCGACAAGAUCGGGAUGAGAACGUUGGCAGUAGUGACUAAGUCGGACAAGGCACCAGAGGGCCUACAUGAUAAGGUCACUGGGGACGAUGUCAACAUCGGGCUUGGUUAUGUUUGUGUCAGGAACCGAAUCGGUGAUGAGUCGUACGAGGAAGCUCGAGUUGCAGAAGCUAAACUGUUUGCAACUCAUCCUCUUCUCUCCAAGAUUGACAAAUCUGUUGUAGGCAUUCCAGUAUUGGCUCAGAAGUUGGUGCAAAUUCAAGCAGGUAGUAUAUCAAGAUGCAUGCCUGAAGUUGUCAAGCAAAUCAACGAAAGGUUAACUACAAAUAUUGCGGAGCUCAAUAAGAUGCCAAAGAAACUAUCAACAGUUGCUGAGGCAAUGACAACGUUCAUGCAGAUCAUAGGACAAUCCAAAGAGUCCCUCCGAAAAGUUCUCCUCAGGGGAGAAUAUGAUGAGUUUCCCGACGACGAAAAGAUGCAUUCGACAGCCAGAAUGGUCGAAAUGAUCAAUCAAUUCUCCGGCGAGCUUCACAAGUGUAUUGGAACGGACAACACAGCCAACUUCCUAAUGGAAGAGAUCAAAGUGUUGGAGGAAUCCAGAGGCAUUGGACUUCCAAACUUCCUCCCCCGCACAGCCUUUCUCUCAAUCCUUCAAAGGAAAGUGAACUUAAUAUCAAAUUUACCAGUUGAAUUUGUCAUGAAAGCUUGGGAUUACAUUCAGGUCAUUGUUCUUGCUGUGUUGAUGCGCCAUUCUGAACAUUAUCCACAGCUCCAACAGCCCAUCAGACGAGCAGGUAAAAACGUUGUCGAGGCGAUGAAAGACCGAACUGUGAGUUGGAUAACAGAGAUUGUAGAAAUGGAGAAGCUCACAGACUAUACAUGUGAUGCUGAAUACACAACCGAAUGGAACAAGCUCAUGGCCAAUCAAGGGACAUUCUUGAACCAGGUGCUGAGAAGCGAUUCACAUCCAGCUUCUGUGGUCCUUAACGGGUUCGGAAUCGUCGAAGUGGGGAACCUGUGGCAGCAUCCAGAUUGUCUUGAGCAGGCUUUCGAUCUGAAGAUGAGGAUGACGGCAUACUGGAAGAUUGUUUUGAGGAGAAUGGUGGACAGCACGGCGCUGUACUUGCAGUACAGUGUGCAGAAUCUAGUGAACAAGGAGAUUGAGAAGGAGACAAUUGGGGAGCUGAUGAGGGAGGGCGGGGGAGGGAUUGAGAGGCUGUUGGAGGAGUCGCCAUCGCUGUCUGUAAAAAGGGAGAAGCUGAAGAAGAGCAUCAAGGUUCUGAAGGAGUCCAAAGAGGUUGUAGGGAACAUUGUGGAUUCUGUAUCUGUGUCCUCCCAAGUGGUGGGCGAGUGAACUCAUAUUUCAUGGUACUUUCCAUUUUUAAUGCUUUGGAGUUUGUGUCUUUUUAUAGUUUAAAAACAGAUUUCAUUAGUAGAAUGAAAUCAUACAAAAGAGAGACGCAUCCAGCGGUAUGGCAAAACAAGUCUCCAGCUAUGUAAUAGAGAAUUUAAGCUAUUGUAAUGUCCAUUGUUGCUUCCGCUUUA
Cucurbita maxima (winter squash) is the source of this 2319-nucleotide messenger RNA. RefSeq names its product dynamin-related protein 4C. Gene Ontology annotation, molecular function: microtubule binding; GTPase activity; GTP binding. The record is from RefSeq and is a predicted model, not a curated record. Gene Ontology annotation, cellular component: cytoplasm; microtubule; membrane. The coding region runs from base 116 to 2128 and encodes 670 amino acids. The transcript has 2 exons. Lineage: Eukaryota; Viridiplantae; Streptophyta; Magnoliopsida; Cucurbitales; Cucurbitaceae.